CACUGGUGCCCUUUGAAUUGAGCGCCACAACGAUGAUGAUCACGGCGACGCGAUGGUUGCGGACAGGUCUACGGCCAGCGUCAGCGGUCCUUCGCCCCCGAGGGUUUGCAUCCUCUCCGAACCAGGUCAUUGACGAAAAUGUGCUGCUGCCACUCUUCCCACCAGCCACGCGAGAGGCGCUGCGACAAGGCUUGGAGUCCGAAGGGUUUUGCAUCUUGCGUGGCUUUGCCUCCAACACCGUCGCCACGGCCAUGCGCCAUGAGGCAGAACGGCUGUACAAAGAGGGCUACAUGUUUCAAUCCAUGUCAGUCGACGAGCAAGGCAAAUCGUUUCCGAAAAACAACGUGUUUGCAUCGGAACUGGACGGCCACGAAUGGGACGUUGCCCCGACGAUACUCCACUACACUCGAAGCAUAAUGUUGCAAGCCCCAUCUAUGCUCAACGAACUAUUCCCGGAGCUUCAGAUCAGCUCUCGGGCGUACGCGUCCAAGUUGGCCGUGUCUCUCGGCGACGGUGCUUCAUAUCCCAAGCACUGCGAUACUGCAGGAUUGCCCGAUCAGCGCAAAGUCACGAUGGUGUACUACUUGAAUCCGCAUUGGGAGCCAGCGCAUGGCGGUGAGCUCCAAGUAUACACCAAGGACGGCGGCGUCGUGGCCGUGGAACCUCGAUCCGACACGUUGGCCGUCUUCUGGAGCGACCAAGUCGUCCACGACGUGCGGCCAUGUGCAAAUGCCCCAACCGACGAGCGCGCCCAGCGGUAUGCGCUGACGUUGUGGCUCGUAUCGGACGACCCGCUUCAAAUUGUGAACCCGAUGCAUCCGUUGUACAAGCUCCGGUGCGAGCACUUUGGGUCAUAAUGUGAACCAAAGCGAUUCCACUCAUUCGUUUAGAUUUUGUUGGAGGGUUAAACACGAGCAACGAGGACGACCUCGACAUGAAUGCCAUCGCGCGUUGCUGAGACUCGACAGGGCGUUGCUUAUCUGGUGAUUUUGAAUUUCUUGAUUUCCG
Messenger RNA from Aphanomyces invadans, 1008 nucleotides. RefSeq lists its product as hypothetical. Gene Ontology annotation, molecular function: peptidyl-proline dioxygenase activity; ferrous iron binding; L-ascorbic acid binding. The transcript has 2 exons. The record is from RefSeq and is a predicted model, not a curated record. Bases 33 to 857 code for a protein of 274 amino acids. NCBI's taxonomy places the organism in Eukaryota, Oomycota, Saprolegniomycetes, Saprolegniales, Verrucalvaceae. Gene Ontology annotation, biological process: cellular response to hypoxia.